AUGGCGCCGAGGAAAGCUGUGAGCCCAGCAAAACCUCGACGUGUCACCCGCGCCCGAGCAGCCGGCGCCGAUGCUGCUGCUUCGACAACAACUGCAGAAGCACCCAAGCGCCGAACCACCAAAGCCUCUGCCGUCCCUACCACCAGUCGGGCACAGGCCCUGGAGGCCAAAUCGCGGGUGACCAAGAAGUCCGCAUCUACAACUGCGAGUAAGACGACAAAGGGCGGACGAGUAAGCACGAGGUCUGCCAAGCCGGCACCCGUAGAGAAAGAAGACGACAGUGAACAUGACGACGACGACGACGACGACGAAGAAGUUGCGGUGGAGGUCGCAGUUACAAAGCCACCAGUCAAGCCGUCGAGGACAUCCACGAGGACCACCGCAAACACCUCAGCUCCCGCCGCGACUGCUGGUCUCGCGGCAGCACCGAGACGACGAGUCAAGGUCACGCCAUUGAUUCCGAAUGAGACUCACCCUGAGCCUGCCGCUCCGCCGCCUGCGGAAGAAGUCAAGCCGGAAAAGAAGCCAUCCGCAAGGGCGAAGAAGGAAAAGGCCACGCAAGAAGAAACAAGGCCAGCUACUUCACGAACUAAGAAAGAGACUGUCACCAGUAAACAGAGCAAGGGUGCCAACGCGGAGAAUGCGAAUCCAGAGCCCAAGAAGCGUGGACGAGGUCGGACUGCCCAGUCUGAAAUGGAGCCAGAGGAAGAGCCGCCGCAGGAGUCCACGUCUACGGCAGCCAAGUCGCGUGGAAGGUCGAGGAAGGAGAAGGUCCUUGCACCACCAGUCGAAGAUACCAAAUCUGCGCCUACCACUACUAGACAGACUCGAGCGAGGGCCGGCUCGACGAAUUCCUCUGUCGUCGCAGAGCCUACAAUUAGUGUUAUGAUCCCUACGAAGAAGAAGGUUACUUUCGAGGCGCUCCCCGAGGAUGACGAUGAGAAAGAGAACAAACGUCCCAGGAACAUGACCAAGACCAAGAGCACAAAAUCGGCUGCCCUUAACAAGGCUGAGACGGCGGCCACCGGCAUGCGUGCUAAACCGAUCCGGAAGCCUGCUACUACUAGAGUAACGAAAACCACCCGAGCAACAGGUGCAGCCAAACCAGUAAAAUCCAGACCUCAAACAGCAGGCGAGACCACCAGCAAGAUCCAGGAUCGAGCGUUGACCCCCAAGAAGAUUACACAAGUCGCCAAGGCAAUGCCCGCAGACACUGACGAUGAUGAGGAAGAUGAACUGGCGGGAGCGAAGACUCCAGUCCGCGAUCUCAGCCUCUCGCCCAAGCGUGGACUUGCCGCCGCAGCGACACGACCGUUGUCGCCUGUCAAGAGACUCGACUUCUCGCCCGGCCUCCACUUGGCAUCGCCUCAGAAAAGCGAUGCAUCAGCGAUUAUGGGCAUGCUGAGUCCGCCGCGACGACCGGCUUCCCCAGCCAAGGACUCGUUGAAGGAGUCCCCUCGACGAGCGCCUGAAGGCGUCACAGUCUUCCGAGCCAGUGUGCCGGACGCUCAUAUCGGCGGCUCUUUGGUUCUGGACCCUUCCUAUACCCAAUCCAUUCUUCAUCAAUCCCCAAAGCGAGGUUUGUCUGAUAAAAUGGUCUUUCCCCCGUCGGCCGUAAAGUCGCGAACCACUCCGCUUAAGACGUCUUUGUUGUCUUCACCUGCCCGACGGCUCUUCUCGCCUUCGAAGCAGAGGACGCCUGCUCAGAUGACACCCUCAUUCAGGAGAAUUCCCGAGCAAGAGUCGCCCGAAUCGCCAAAUCACGACGAGGCAGGGCCGCCACAUGAAGAAAGCGAAGAAAUUGCAGUGUCUUCGCAUUUCAGAUCUUCCAUGUCACCGCAGCGGUCUGCCAAGUUGUAUAGACUGAGUGAAGAUGAGUUGGCCGAAGAACGCAACGUGGAGAUGGACUUUGACCAGUCCGUUCUAAAUAUCAGAAGCCCUCUCAAGGUGGACAAGGUCAAGCCAGUUUCCGAGACCCUGGCCGAGGAAAUGGUCGUGGAUGAUCCCCCGGUUGAGGACGAUGUACAUUCACCUGUGGAGGGAGACGGCUAUGGAGAAUGCAUGGAGGUCCAUGCCAUUGACAACACAGCUGCAGUUCCCGUUGAGGCGGACGAGACCAUUGCGGAUCCCAAACUUGAACAGAGUGAGGCUUCUGACGAAGAGGAGGGAUCGGGCAUUAUUGAUCCCCGAGAAAAUCAGGCUCACACUGCUGAAGAUUUCCAACAAACUGUCGGGACUUCGGUCAAGAAGCCAAGAAUGUCAGACGCUCUCUUCAACCGCGUUCGGGAGGUCGACGACGAUUCUGACGAUGAGCUCGCUGGAGAUCAGACCCCAGCCAACCGAGUUUUCAAGCCCACUUUCGGACCAAGCAUGACCAGUGCCGGAAUUCGGUCUCGUAUCUCGACUGGAGUCGUGCCGCAGAGCGCAUCCAAGAACCUGGGCUUCACUCCUCUGGCGGCGCAAGUCCAAGGUUGGCGUGCUGCUAGUCCUGAGAAGAAAACUGCUGUCACUGCAAAGUCCCGGGGGCUGUUUUCGCCUGUUGCUCAGAUGCACAUCGCCGGCUCAGUCGAGUUGAGCAGGCCAGAUACUCCAGGUCGCGAAGCUUCCAAACGAAAGUCAACGGCCAGCCGGCAUUCUCUGGCUCCUUCACUGACCGAGAGCCCUUCGAGACCGGACUUUUUCGCCGAAGGGAUGGCUGCGCUCGACUUUGAGGUUCAGGUAGGAGCUGAUGCUGCUGCGGCAGAUGAUGAGGAUCUUCACAACUUGAUCCCGCAAGACACCUCGGAGCGUGAUACUUCUGACCAAGUGAAUGAUGAGGUGGACAGUGAAGCUGAGGCUACUUCCGGAGAAGAUAUGGCAAAAUCAAGCGAAGAGUUGACGACCGACCUGGUCAACUAUAUCAACGCAUCCGAUACCGCCAUGGUCGAUUUCAAGGCCCUGGCACACGAAGCCGAAGAUCUCGCAGCUCAGGAAGAACAUGACGAGGAAGCUACUGCUGACGAGCAGGAGGCCAACGCGACCGUCCCCACUGUGAUGCUCGAAACGGUUAACGAGGAGCAAUCUAUGCUAUCGGUCUCAACUUCUUCUGGCUCAUAUGGUGAUGAAAACACAGCUCCCGUCGAGCAAUCUGCGACAGAGGAGUCUGACACCGACGAAACGGAAGAAUUGCCCACCGAGGAGAGCGCCGAAUGCCACGCCAAAGUGAUCGUCGAACCAGAAGAAUGUCAUGACGAGGAUGGUCACGGCGUUUCUGAGUAUGCAGAGGAACAAGAGGAUGCCAUGAACGCACCAUCAAACACAGAGGACCAGUUGUUUGAAGUCACCGCAAUGAGCAUAGAGACCUCGCCGUCUAGGAACGACUGCACUCCUGCGAAGGUCGACUCUGCCAUGCAGGAAAUGGAUUUCAGCGUGACUCCAGUACGACCAGACCCCAGUCUCCCAAGAGUCGUUCAUACCGUGGUGUCCAAGGUCCCUCUUCGGCCUGAAGGAGCAGUGGCUCCUGCUUCGUCGCCGCUCAAAGUGCAGAGAAAAAGGCCGAGGUCGCUGUCUUCUUCGCACGUCCAAGCCGUCAAGAGACGUAGCUUAGGUCCCAGCUUGGAAGCCCCCUCUUUUGAAAUGAACCCUCUUGCAACCCCGAAGGCGAACGUCGCGUCGGUCGUGUCGCCUCAGCGGCGCAUUCGCAGUGCGGCACCAAGUCCAGCAAAUUCACUCGCCACAGGGUUGUCAACUCCUGGUCAGAUGAGCUUUUGCAUCGAAGACUUUGGUGAUAGCACACUUGAUGGGAUCGAGCUACCGGAGGAAGAGCUGACGUCUGAUGAUGUCGAGACCGAAGAUGCUUAUCAGGAUGAGAGUUUUUUGACUGUUGGCUCUGCCUUGUUCAGAACGCCAGCGGCCACAUCGAAGAGAAGCAGCAUUGUCUCUUCUACCGCGCAAUCAAACACGGCCAACACACCUCGCUACGCCAUGAGCACAAAGUCAAGCACUAGCCGGGUCACAGCCACUCCAAAAUUCACGCCCUCGAAAGGAGCUGCCUCCGCGUCCAAGACACCUGCUACUAACGCCAGAGCCAAAGCUCCCAGCACUCAACAGAAGCCGAAAUCUGCGACCAAGACUCCACAAACAGGCCGGAAUCCCUUAAAGCAGGUCGGAAAUGGGGUUCUCCAUGGAGCAGUUGUCCAUACCGAUAUCCACACCAGCGAAGGGAUGGAUGCUUCUGCCUUCUACAUCGACAUGCUCACAUCUAUGGGAGCGCGAGUGGUCAGAGAGUGGAGGUGGAAUCCGAGAGCCAGCAUUAACCAAGACUCUACUGACUCGGAGGCACCAAUUGCGAACGUCGGGAUUACACAUGUCGUCUACAAGGAUGGUGGAAAACGCACAUUGGAAAAGGUUCGCGCGGCCAAGGGCCAAGUUCUUUGUGUUGGGGUUGGCUGGGUCCUAGACUGCAUGCGUGAAAUCAAGUGGCUAGAUGAGUCUGCUUACGCCGUCGAUGCAAGUAUCAUGCCUCGCGGCGGAUCUAGGAGACGCAAAUCCAUGGAGCCCAGAAUGCUCGUCAACGAAAAUGGUCUACUUUCUGCAAGCAGGGAGCAACGGCGAAGCCUCUCUGCGGAGUACGCGGGAUUGACUGGGAGGAUGAAGCAGGAGUUGAUCAACACGCCGGUUAGGGGAAACGAGGUAUUUGGACAUGUUGAGCAUCCCCGAAGCUGCAUCGGGGUCGAAGACGAAUCGGAGAUUAGUUCGACGUACAACUCACCAACCGCCGCGACCGUCUGGGGAGGUGGUGACACUGCCAACGUGGGUGUUCUGAUGGCUCAGCAGGACUGUGAGACGCCUGCUUCAGUCGAGCGCAAAACGAAUACCGCAGCCAUAUCGACGCCAAAGUCUGUUUCCUUGGAUGUGGACUACGAUCCUCGCACGGCAGCUACGCCGUUGACUCCUUAUCUCGUUGCAAAGGGACGGGAGCUGGUGCAGAUGAGCGCUCCGCCGAAGCAGAUCAACAAGAGCAUCUUCGAUCGUGAUGACGAUGAUGCCGGCGCUGCUGGGGGAACAGCAACUGGCGGGCAGAAGUUCCACGUCAAAAUGAAGGGCAAAUCGGGCAAAGGUGUGCUAGAUGCCAGGAGGAAGACUCUGGGUUGA
Molecule: messenger RNA, 5133 nt
Organism: Fonsecaea erecta
Lineage: Eukaryota; Fungi; Ascomycota; Eurotiomycetes; Chaetothyriales; Herpotrichiellaceae
Exons: 2
Coding region: 1-5133 (1710 amino acids)
Biological process (GO): mitotic cell cycle
Source: RefSeq, a predicted model, not a curated record